AUGUUCAACGGACCAAUAUCUCUACCCUCUUCAACAUCUUCAUCCCCACCUUACUACACCAUCUCCUCUGACUCAGAGCCCUCUGACCCCCAAUCUCCCACUUUGGCUCAGCUUCAGGCUCGUGCCCUUUCCACACACCACCAAUCUGAACCAGAAGCCAACAUUCCAUCACCAUCUGGACAACCACCAACACCUCCAUUUGAACCUCCCAUCGAAACACCCUCUGAAAAACCUAUCAUCCAUAACUCUGAACCUCUCGCUGAAACCACCCCGACACCACCAACACCUAAAUCUCCUAUCCCUGAACCAGAACCUAACUUCCCCACCCUGAUAAGUACGUCUGAUCAGAGAGGCAGAAGACAAGGCCAGAAGAGAAGCAGAAGAGAAGGCCGUCUUGAAGAAGAGAAAAGGGCUAGAGAAGCUACAGAGAAUGUUGUUGCUGAGGAUGCUGCUGGUGAUGUUGGAGCUGAAGCAAAAGCAAAGGCUGAUGCUGAAGAAGCAACACACAUAGCUGCAGAAGAAGAUGCAAAGGCAAUUAAUGAUGCUCAGACUCAGGGGGAGCAAUCUCAUUCUGAUUUCGCUCCUCUUGUCCUGAAGACUCUAGAAGAGCUACAGAAGGAGCAACAGAUAGUGAGAGCAAGACUGGACUAA
Molecule: messenger RNA, 651 nt
Organism: Lathyrus oleraceus (garden pea)
Lineage: Eukaryota; Viridiplantae; Streptophyta; Magnoliopsida; Fabales; Fabaceae
Exons: 2
Coding region: 1-651 (216 amino acids)
Source: RefSeq, a predicted model, not a curated record